Quercus robur (English oak) is the source of this 906-nucleotide messenger RNA. RefSeq lists its product as uncharacterized. NCBI's taxonomy places the organism in Eukaryota, Viridiplantae, Streptophyta, Magnoliopsida, Fagales, Fagaceae. The record is from RefSeq and is a predicted model, not a curated record. The coding region runs from base 1 to 906 and encodes 301 amino acids. The transcript has a single exon.
AUGGACAAUAACAAGAAUUAUAUAACUGAGCGGUCCGACCAGCAAAGAUUGUGUGUGAAGUGCUCGAAUGAGUCAUGUGCAUGGAAAGUCCGAGCAUUCUCGCAACGGAAGCUUAACGGGUUAUGGGCCGUCACAGUAUACGGCGGUCCUCACACUUGUCCAUCAAUUGGGGUGAACAAAGAUGGCAGAAUGAUGGAUUCCAAUUUUCUUGCCAAAGAACUUCAUACAUAUGUACUUGCAGAUCACACUAGCAAAACAAAGGAUCUCCAAAAUCUGAUGAAGGAAAGGUUUAAGCACUAUAUAUCGUACUACAAGAUAUGGGAUGCGAAACAAAAGGCUAUUGUAAACAUAAGGGGGAAUUGGGAAGAGUCAUAUCAAAAGUUGCAGAAGUUGUUGUUGGCAUAUAAGGAUAGCGAUCUGGGUACACAAGUGUCUUUUCAGUCGAUCAACGGGAACAUACCAGGUACUAUUAUAUUCAAGUAUGUGUUCUGGGCUUUCGCACCUUCCAUUGCUAGAUUUGCACAUUGUAGGCCAGUAAUUAGUAUUGACGGAACUCAUCUUUAUGAAAAAUAUAAAGGAAAGUUGUUGAUUGCAAUGGCUACUGAUGCUAAUAAUGAGAUUUUUCUGCUUGCCUUUGCAGUUGUGGAUGAUGAAAUGGGGGCCAGUUGGGGAUGGUUUUUAUCUUGCCUAUGGACCACGAUACGGGAUGUGGUACCUGAUUCUAGCAUUUGCAUAAUAUCAGACCGACAUAAAGGUAUAAUAUCAUCCAUUAGAGAGUGGCCCAAUGAUUAUGUUCCAGUAUAUCAUAGAUAUUGCAUUAGACAUGUGGUCAGCAACUUCAACACUCAAUUUAAUGACAAAUUCUUAAAGUCUUUGGCCUUGAAAGCAAGAUACGAGCAUACAUAA